UGAGGGAUAAUUGUAACUCUCAACAAGGAGAAGUGAGUAGAUCCAAAAUUGGGGAAAAGUGAAGCAAACAAAAAAUAAACCACCAAAUUCGUCUCAUAAUAAGUUACGAAUCAAAUUAUCUAACUAAUCAAUCGUUUCUCCCUCGCUACUCAUCUCUCUCUCUCUCUCUCUCCUCGGCAUGAGAAGAAGGAGAAGUGCCGCCACUCUCACGUGAUUCCUCCCCACUCUCACGUGCCUCUUCUCCCCCUCAUCCCUUUCACCAUUCACAUCUCAAACUCUUCACGUUUCAGAUCCACAUCACAAAUUUAUAGGUACGCUUCAUAUCGAAAUUCGAUACAGAUCUUAUUUUAAUUAGUUUCCCAGCCCUAAUCUUACUCUAUUUCUCUACUUAUAUUGAUUCGAUUCAAUCCUUGUAAUGGAGGUCUCUAGUGGACCAAGCCCUAGACUCAAUUCAAUUUCUAUAAAUAAUGACACACACGCUGAUUUAGAUCUUCAAUCUCACAAAGACUUUGAUCACCAUCACCAUUUUGCAUCCAAGAGCGCGCUUGAGAUUUUACGAGAAACUGUGAGGAUUCUUCGGUACAAUUUAUCGGGUUUUAUGGCGAUUACAGGCGUCUUAAUUUGCCCUGUUUCAGCAUUGCUGUUGUCGAAUUUCUUAGUGGAUCAUCGUCUGGUGAAGCGCAUUACGAUUAGGCUUUUGUUAGUUGUUAAGUCUAGUGGCCUCCCGUUGAGGCCUUUCGUUAGACAGUCGUGUCAGAAGUUCUCGGAAAUGGCGAUUUCGUCUACAAUGUGCUUCCCUUUGUUCAUCACUUUGUUGUUGAUGUCGAAAGCUGCUGUCGUUUAUUCGGUGGAUUGUACAUAUGCGAGAAGAAUGUUUGAUGCCAACAAGUGUUAUGUAAUUGUUACCAAGAUUUGGAAGAGAAUUGUUUCUACUUACUUGUGGGCUUGUACCGUGAUGGUUGGUUGCCUCAUGUUGUUCCUUGUGUUUCUUGUUACUGUCAGCAGCUUGCUGUCUUUGAUCGGGUUUCCCCCUGAUUUCAAUGUGUAUUUCGCAAUUUUAAUCGGGCUUUUCUUUUCCAUCUUUUUGGCUAAUGCUAUAAUAAUUUGUAAUAUUGCCACUGUGAUUUCGGUUUUGGAGGAUGUAGCAGGGCCUCAGGCAUUGAUGAGAUCGAGUAUACUUAUUAGGGGCCAGACGCAAGUUGGACUCUUGAUAUUUCUUGGUUCCACCAUUGGGAUGUCAUUUGUGGAGGGUUUGUUUGAGCAUAGAGUGAAGACGCUAAGUUAUGGAGACGGUUCUUCAAGGAUAUGGGAAGGACCACUUUUGGUGCUUAUGUAUUCAUUUGUAGUGCUCAUCGAUAUCAUGAUGAGUACAGUUUUUUACUUUAGUUGCAAAUCCUACAGUUUGGAAUCUUCACAUGAAGAAUGUCAGCCAGUUUUAGAAGCCCGGAAUAUUUCCCCAGCAGCACCUGAAGUUCAAUAAUAUCAACAACGAUUUGGCUAAGAUUAUUUAUACAAGUAGAAGGCCAGGAGCUGCUUCUCUUGUUUGCAGCUCAGUGUUGAGAAGGAAGAAGUGUGGUGUUCAAACAUACUUUUUAUUGGCUGGUUUGAGUAGUGAAUUGGAGGCUUAUAUUGCCCUCAAGUUUUCAUUUAGCUUGACAUUAUGUGUUUUUGCCCCAAGUCCAAGAAUGAGGAGAACGCUGGUGAGUAACUGAGACACUGAUGAAAGAUAUUUCAUUUUUUAGGAACUGGUUGAGAUAUCACAGCUCAAUACCUUGUAGCAUAUUUAUUAUUAAUAGCAAUACAAAUGAAUCAAAGUCGAUGUCUUUUUUUGUC
Molecule: messenger RNA, 1833 nt
Organism: Daucus carota subsp. sativus
Lineage: Eukaryota; Viridiplantae; Streptophyta; Magnoliopsida; Apiales; Apiaceae
Exons: 1
Coding region: 416-1480 (354 amino acids)
Source: RefSeq, a predicted model, not a curated record